Messenger RNA from Cryptotermes secundus, 2787 nucleotides. It is a transcript of the gene Ssl1, whose product is annotated as general transcription factor IIH subunit 2. Gene Ontology annotation, biological process: DNA-templated transcription; nucleotide-excision repair; regulation of transcription by RNA polymerase II. The coding region runs from base 568 to 1791 and encodes 407 amino acids. Lineage: Eukaryota; Metazoa; Arthropoda; Insecta; Blattodea; Kalotermitidae. The record is from RefSeq and is a predicted model, not a curated record. Gene Ontology annotation, molecular function: zinc ion binding. The transcript has 8 exons. Gene Ontology annotation, cellular component: transcription factor TFIIH holo complex; transcription factor TFIIH core complex.
ACUGCAUACGGGAAAGUUGGCUGUAACGUAGUAUGACGAUAGGAAGUAUAAACAAAAAAAUUACUGAAUUUAUACUGCUCAUGUUGACAAAAUCAUUAAACGUAUCCUUUUUCAUAUAAUUCAUGAAGACACCCAAAUUCCUAACAUCAGUAGGUGUUCAUCAAUAUUUACACUGGAAUUUCCUUCGAGAGAUCGAAAGUAUGUAAUUAUCCUAUACCAUCUCUCCCGGUUCAGAACCUUCAAUGAACAGAAAUGUGCUUAAUGAGGAAAAUCGUUGUUGAAUUCGUUAGUGUUUGCAUCUCUCUUUAAGAAGUGAACUUCUAAUGAUACGUGUCUAAUGGUUCGUUAUGCAAGUCGAUCGAAAGUAAUUAGGUGGUGUUGCUUAGUUUUGCAUGGUGUCAGUAUGGAAAGGAAUAUGUUAUAUAAGUAAUAAUAAGAAUCUCUUAUAACUGUAUAUAUUUCUUUUGAAAUAUUUAAAAGUUAUGAUUUUAAUAAUCAGGGCUGGUGUUUAGAAAAGAGAGUGGUGUAGAGAUUGACAAAUUCUGCAUACUCAUUGCUGAUAUAAUCAUGGCAGAAGAAGAAGAAGGGAAGGAAUACCGGUGGGAAACAGGAUAUGAGAAGACAUGGGAAGCAAUUCAGGAGGAUGAUGAAGGGCUGCUUGAAGGAUCAGUGGCAGAAAUAAUUCAACGUGCAAAGAGGAAGCGGCAGGCGGAAAGGCAUGGUAAUACACGUCUUGGUAUGAUGCGUCACCUAUUCUUGGUGAUUGAUAACUCAGAUUGCAUGAGUAACCAGGAUUUGAAACCCACAAGACAACUUUGUACUAUUAAGUUGUUGGAGGGUUUUAUUGAUGAAUUUUUUGAUCAGAAUCCGAUCAGUCAGAUGGGAAUCAUCAUAACGAAAAGCAAACGUGCUGAAAAAAUAAGUGAGUUAGCUGGAAAUCCAAGAAAACAUAUAAAGGCAGUCCAACAGUUAACUCAGGUGGCAUGUAGUGGGGAGCCCUCUUUACAGAAUGCCUUGGAACUUGCGUUACGCUCCUUACGUAUGUUGCCUUCGCAUGCCAGUCGUGAAAUUCUGAUUCUGAUGGGAAGUUUAACAACUUGUGACCCUGGUGAUAUCUCUGUCACAGUUCAGAAUUUGAAAGCACAAGGUGUUCGAUGCUCAGUGAUUGCUUUGGCAGCAGAAGUUCACAUCUGCCAUAAGCUGUGUCGUGAGACAGGAGGUCUGUUCGGAGUGAUACUUGAUGACUGUCACUUUCGUGAUCAGCUCUUUCAACACAUUGAUCCUCCACCAGCUGCAACAUUCCUUGACUCAUCUCUAAUCAAGAUGGGGUUUCCUCACCACCUGAUGCAGGAAGGGAAGGAGGCUUCACUUACUAUGUGCAUGUGCCAUGUUGAUUCUACUGACGGAGAGGGCGGUAGGCUCAAUAGUGGAGGGUAUUUCUGUCCUCAGUGUUGCAGCAAGUAUUGCGAACUUCCCGUGGAGUGCAAAGCUUGUGGAUUGACAUUAGUAUCUGCACCACAUCUAGCCAGAUCCUAUCACCAUUUGUUUCCUGUUGACAAUUUCAAGGAACUUGAAUUUAGAGAUAUGCAAGACAAAAUUGAGUUGUGUUUUGCCUGUCAGAAGAGGUUUGGAGAACAUGAUAAACAUGUUUAUGAAUGUGGGACAUGUAGCAGAAUAUUUUGCUUGGAGUGUGAUAUGUUCAUUCAUGACUUAUUACACACAUGUCCUGGAUGUGCUACAAACCAUUCAACAUCCCAGUCAAUGAGCAAUGAUUCAGUGCCUCCAAGAUAACCUGAGUUCCAAGUACUCUUCUAAGUAUGUUAUUGCAUAUUAUUAUUAUUGGGAAGAGUGGAACUCACUGGAAGAAAUCUUGAAGUCUUGUAUUUUGAUUAUUUAUUUAUGUUGGUGGUCUAUGGUUUUGAAGCAAUGACCCUGGAGUACGUGACAUCAAGGUGUAUACAACAUCAACAGGAUCAGUAAUAUUUGCAGCAAUAAACAGGAAAACUAACUGAAAAAGUAAAAUAGUCAGUAAUCUAAAAAAAUUUGUAUAAUAUGCUUUGGUGUUAUAUGUAUGCUGUUCAGUAUCGUCUGAGGGUGUAUUAUAAUUAUUACUUUGAUGCUGACGUCCAAAAUGACUGGGAGUAAAGGACAAACCCAGUAUUUCUUUCUGUAAUUACCAGACCAAUUUAGACAUCUGUCUCAGUGAUGUGUCACUUGUUUGAUUCCUGUUUAGAAGAAAUAAGGGCUCACUGCGCCCCACCUGUUCAUCUGGAUUUUCAUCGCAUCAUUGCAUCAGAAGUAUUUUCCUGAAGCUUCAUUGAUAGCCAGAAGUGGCAGUCAUUGGGUGUCAAGGUUCAGGCUGAAUGGCAGAUGGACGAGACAUUUCCAGCAGUAUGUAGGGACUGCAAGCUGCGACAUCCGAAGGAGGCAGUCUGGAUGAAGCUAGUGUGGAGGCUUGAUUUCUUCUCUGCUGGAAUUCAAUAAGUUGUAUAUCAUUGGGAUUAAUGUCUUGGUCACUCCUAAUGAUUAUGUAUAGAAAUAGUAUGCAUUGUCUAAUAUUCCUUGUUCUGUUGGACAUCACUGUUGAAGUAAUAAAUAUGAGUAACCCUCCUCCGAGACGUUACUGAAUGCCCCUUGUAAGUAAAUAAAUAAUAAACAAGGUGCAGUCUGCUGGUGGCAUUCACAAGUGUGAGAACAUGUUAAAACAAUGAACAGAACUGUUUGGAAGAUUGUAACUUUUCUGGCAAUAAAAAAAGUACUUUUGGGGGGCCAUGGGAUUUCAUUUUA